Messenger RNA from Morone saxatilis (striped sea-bass), 2210 nucleotides. It is a transcript of the gene hspa12a, whose product is annotated as heat shock protein 12A. The transcript is spliced from 8 exons. Bases 1 to 1806 code for a protein of 601 amino acids. Lineage: Eukaryota; Metazoa; Chordata; Actinopteri; Moronidae. The record is from RefSeq and is a predicted model, not a curated record.
AUGGCACGCAAUUUUACCGAUCAGUCUCAUCCUCGUCAGCCUGGUUUCCAGCAGCAGCAGCUGCUCCACCAUCUUGUCUUUGCUAAAGCCAAUCCUGAGUCCCACUUUCUACCUCAUCUAAUUUCUCCCCUAUCAUCACCUUACCACUGUGCUGUUGACACACAGCUACAGAAAUGUGGGUCAGCAGUACUCUCUGGGGUCUGGUUCAAGAAGCCGAAGAGUCACAAAGAGUUGCCUCCAACCUCCCUUAAGGAUGUUCCUAAACAGCAGCGACGUAGUAAAGAGGCUGACCGCAUUUUGUGCAUUCUCUGUGCAGGUGACCGUUAUGUGGUGGUGGACUGUGGCGGAGGAACAGUGGACCUGACUGUCCAUCAGAUCCGUCUUCCAGAGGGACAUCUAAAGGAGCUCUACAAGGCCUCAGGCGGUCCCUAUGGCUCUCUUGGGAUUGACUUUGAAUUUGAGAAGCUGCUUUGUAAGAUCUUUGGCCAGGAUUUCAUCGACCAAUUUAAGAUCAAGAGGCCUGCCGCCUGGGUCGACCUGAUGAUUGCAUUUGAGUCUCGGAAGAGGGCAGCAGCCCCUGACAGAACCAACCCCCUCAAUAUUAACCUUCCCUUCUCCUUUAUCGACUACUACAAGAAGUUCAGGGGCCACAGCGUGGAGCAUGCCCUUCGCAAAAGCAAUGUGGAUUUUGUGAAAUGGUCAUCUCAGGGGAUGCUGAGGAUGAGUCCAGAUGCUAUGAAUUCCCUCUUCAAGCCCACCAUAGACCAUAUCAUCCAACAUCUCAGCGAGUUGUUUGAAAAGCCAGAGGUGAGUGACAUUAAGUUCCUGUUCUUAGUGGGAGGAUUUGCAGAAUCUCCCCUGCUGCAGCAAGCUGUCCAGAACAUGCUUCAGGGCCGUAGCCGCAUCAUCAUACCCCAUGAUGUUGGCCUCACCAUUCUGAAAGGUGCUGUGCUAUUCGGCCUGGACCCCAGCGUAAUUAAAGUCCGCCGCUCGCCCCUCACAUACGGGGUUGGCGUCCUCAAUCGCUUUGUGGAGGGCAAGCACCCACCGGAGAAGCUGUUGGUGAAGGACGGCACACGCUGGUGCACCGACGUUUUUGACACCUUCAUCGCUGCCGACCAGUCCGUGGCACUGGGUGAGAUGGUAAAGCGGAGCUACACACCUGCCAAGCCCUCUCAGCAGGUCAUCGUCAUCCACGUCUAUUGCUCCGAGAAGGAGAAUGUGGGGUUCAUCAGUGAACCCGGCGUCAGGAAGUGUGGAACACUUCGCUUGGAUGUGACUGGAACAGAAAGCACGGCACCACGGCGCGAGAUCCAGACGCUCAUGCAGUUCGGUGACACAGAGAUUCGUGCCAUGGCAGUGGAUGUGUCCACCGGACGCACAGUCAAAUCUAAUCUGUCCAUCGACACAGACCUCCAUGCAGCCAAUGGGAAGCGAGUGAAAGCUCUGGAUAUCUUUGCAUAUGCAUUGGCCUUUUUUAAAGAGCAAGCAUUAAAGGAGCUGAGUGAUCAGACAGGCGGCGAUUUUGACAACAAUGAUGUGAGAUGGGUGAUUACUGUUCCUGCCAUCUGGAAAAUGCCUGCAAAACAGUUCAUGAGGGAAGCUGCCUAUAAGUCUGCUCUGGUGUCCCGUGAAAACCCAGAGCAGCUGAUCAUCGCCUUAGAACCCGAGGCCGCGUCAAUCUACUGCCGCAAGCUCCGCCUCCACCAGAUGGUGGACCUGUGCACCCAGACCACCCAGAACGGCUUCAGCCCCACUGACAACGUGGGGAGUGGAAUGACCCAAGGUACAUCCCAUCAGCACUGACACCAAAUGAUCCUGAUUGUUCUAAUAGCUUGAUGAUGCUUCACUGAUCAUUCACCAUGUACACCCCUGUGUUGUUAAUGGUUCUGAAUGUGUGUGUAUUCAGUGUCUUACUAUGGCAGCAUUGACAUUGUAACACUGUUUCUCCUCCUGUUGAAUGUUUCUUCCAUAGUGUCUCCGGGUCAUGGUAAACAUGCUCUCUUUUUAAAUUCAGACAGGAACUGCAUGAAGGUUCAAAGGCACAAUUUUUUUUAUUUAUUUCUAAUCAUCACAUUGCAUCUUGCAUUUGCUUUUCCCAGAUUAUAUCAUAUACAAAAAGCACAUCUUGAUUUAUAAUGGGACUAACUACCUAAAAACAUUAAAGGGUGACUUUGGUAUUUUUCACCCUAGACUUUGUUUUCCAUGUU